This is a messenger RNA of Gongylonema pulchrum, 309 nucleotides long. NCBI's taxonomy places the organism in Eukaryota, Metazoa, Nematoda, Chromadorea, Rhabditida, Gongylonematidae. The record is from the annotation of a GenBank genome assembly.
AGGUAUUUUUUAUACGAAUGCUUUUUUUUGCUGCAGGUUUUAAUUACGGGUCCAGCGGAUACUCCUUAUAUGAAUGGUUGUUUCGAAUUUGAUGUUUGGUUCCCGAAUGAUUAUCCGACCUCGCCAAUGCAUGUGAAUCUGGAAACUACGGGCAAUCAUACUGUUCGCUUCAACCCGAAUUUGUAUAAUGAUGGGAAAGUAUGUCUGUCAGUGUUGAACACAUGGCACGGCCGACCCGAGGAACGAUGGAAUCCAGAAACAAGCAGUUUGUUGCAGGUAUUUUCGUUCAAAAACUUCUGUGAUUGUUAG